Polychytrium aggregatum is the source of this 2078-nucleotide messenger RNA. RefSeq names its product glycosyl hydrolases family 18-domain-containing protein. The transcript is spliced from 12 exons. Lineage: Eukaryota; Fungi; Chytridiomycota; Chytridiomycetes; Polychytriales. Gene Ontology annotation, biological process: carbohydrate metabolic process. The coding region runs from base 110 to 1867 and encodes 585 amino acids. The record is from RefSeq and is a predicted model, not a curated record.
CGGCAGCAUGCGCUGUUUGACUACAGGCUCUGAUGAUGUGGAUUCAUCACACUGCUCGCUGAUCCGUUCGCUGAUUCAAACUGCGUAACCCGCCUGUCUGUUGCAGCUGAUGACCUAUGACAUGGCUGGCGAAUGGCAGUCCACAACGGGCCAUCAAGCGCCUCUGUAUUCAACUGCCGGAGGUGCCUCGGUCGAUAGCACUGUCUCGACCUAUCUCUCUCGCAGCUGUCCCUCCAACAAGCUUGUCAUCGGCAUUCCGUUCUAUGGCCAUGCCUGGUUUGGCGUGGCCGAUGGCGGAACCCACGGCCUCGGUCAAGCCGGCACUGCCCCGACUGUCUCGCUGAACUGGGCCUAUUCCAACAUCGCCGCAGAUACCACCUAUUCGGCUUACUGGGACAGCCAAGCCUAUGCCAGCUACGGAUACAGUGCGGCCGAGCUGCGCUUUGUAACUUUCGAUGACACACAGGCAAUCACAGCCAAGGCUCGUUACUCGAACGCCAAGAAUCUCGGUGGCUUUAUGGUGUUUUCUGUCAAUGACGAUUCUUCUUCAAACACCCUGCUGUCCGCGCUCCCCGGCCGCUACGCUGGAUGCUACGUUGAUGGUUCCACUCGUGUCCUGUCGUACUAUGCUGGGCAAUCGUCCUCGAUGACGCUUCAAUUCUGCUCAAACUUGUGCUACAGCAGCGGAUACAAAUUGUACGGCGUCGAGUACAGCAGCGAGUGCUAUUGUGACAACAGCGUCGUCUCGGGCACUGCUGGCGGCAACGGCGGAGUCGCCGGCACCUUGGCUCCGAGCAGCGACUGCAACAUGCCCUGCAGUGGAAGCUCUAGUGACAUGUGCGGCAGCGCUUGGAGGAUCUAUGUCGACCUGGCUGUUGCCAGCUCUGCUCAAGUCCCCGGUUGCUUCGUCGACGGCAGCAGCCGCGUCCUCUCUGGAUACAGUACGACAUUGAGCUCGAUGACUCCAUCUUCGUGCAGUCAAAUCUGCGCCGGCAAGUCUUUCAAGUACUAUGGCAUUGAGUAUGGAUCCGAAUGCUACUGCGGCAACUCCAUCAACACCGGUAGCGCCGGUGGUAGCGGUGGGAUCGCUGGUACCAAUGUUGCUACUUCCCAGUGCAACAUGGCAUGUUCUGGUGAUUCCACCCAGACCUGUGGUGCUGCGUGGCGGGUGUGGGUCGCUCUGGUUUCUUCGACACCGGCGCCUCCGCCUCCGCCCCCACCUCCGCCGCCGCCUCCUCCAACCAACAAUCCGAUUCCUGGAUGCUACAUCGACGGUUCGGCCCGAGUUUUGAAGGACUUUUAUACGCAAUCCUCCUCGAUGACGCCAGCAACCUGCAACAGCUUCUGCGCCAGCAAGGGAUCCACGUACUACGGCGUUGAAUACGGAGUGGAAUGCUACUGCGGCAGUACCAUUACUUCUGGUUCAGCCGGCGGCAACGGCGGCACCACUGGAACCAACGUGGCCUCGAGCCAGUGCAACACGGCUUGUGCUGGCGACUCGACUCAGACCUGCGGCGCUGCAUGGAGAGUUUGGAUCGCCCAAGUCACUGUCGCCCCGCCUCCGACCAAUCCCGUUCCCGGCUGCUAUAUCGAUGGCUCGGCUCGUGUUUUGGCCGACUACAGCGAGGUCUCGAGCUCUAUGACUCCCGCAGUUUGCAACAGCUUCUGUUCGAGCAAAAAGUACUACGGCCUGGAGUACGGCUCGGAGUGCUACUGUGGCAACACCAUCACCUCUGGCUCAGCCGGCGGCAACGGCGGCACCACUGGCACCAACGUUGCCUCGAGCCAGUGCAACAUGGCUUGCUCUGGCGAUUCGACCAAGACCUGCGGUGCUGCAUGGAAAGUGUGGAUUGCAACGGUUGCAUAAUUGUCGUUUGUGCUUGUGCCUGUGGGGCGUGAGAUUUGAGAGUGUCCAGCAGUGGUACAGCCUGUUCGAACGAUGUAAGAGUGUGUUUGCUAGGUGGUACUCGCAUCAACACUCUAUGCUAUUGGUUUCGGAGCCGCAGUAUUUGAAUACAGCUGGUCGAUCCUUGUCGCGACUAUCGAUCGGCACAGAUACCACGAUGCGGGAGUGUCGC